Symbiodinium sp. CCMP2592 is the source of this 7275-nucleotide messenger RNA. The record is from the annotation of a GenBank genome assembly. Lineage: Eukaryota; Dinophyceae; Suessiales; Symbiodiniaceae.
AUGACAUCCUUUGUGAACGAUCUUGAGGCUAUUCGUUUGGCCUCUCAGUGCAGUCAGGACCCUCCAGGACCGUCUUUGGUUCCACAGGCUCCCAAGUGCACGUCAGUGGCUACACCUGUGUCUUCUUUAGAGCGGACCACUGGUCAGCCUCUCAACCAGCUUGUGCAUAUCGACGCUGAGGAAGUACUGCCCAAGGCAGCAGGGAAGCUUUCCGCAUCUUUCUUGGAGCAUCUGGAUAAGCUGCAUUGCGAAUCUUCUGAUUUAGGUGGAGACCAAGCCGUCGUUCAGCAGCUGGCUGAUGGUCAGUUGCACAUGAGCUCUGUGGGCUUGCAGGAUUCUCCCGCCAAUUCAGGCUCCUCAGCUAGCUGGGAUCUGAUCGCUCCAGCUUCGCUUAACACUUCUUCGGUUGCAGUGCCUUCGGUGUGCACGGUUAAGCGCUAUCGGAAGACAUCUCUGCCAGUGCAAGAAACUCCAGCAGAUGUUUCGCCUGUGCUCUUGCAGGCUCGCCCCAAAUCUUCCGGGUACAGGUCGCGAUCUCGAUCAGAGGAAAGGGCGCCCUUGCCCAUGGUUGGCUUAGGUGAUGGGGCGUCGCAUGUCGACCACAGACACAGGUUGAGUAUUGGGUCUAAGAUCCCGCUAGGUCCCUUUCGACCCCUCCCCGCCCCUGCUCCUGUCCCUAGGUCCCGGGUUGCCUCGCCUUCAGUUGGGGGUAGGCCUGGUUUGUGCCCGCCUGUGCCACGAGCCAAGAAUCGUGCAGCCUUUUAUGCGAAGCACAAUCGUGUGCCGCGUGUGGGUGAGACGCAUGGGCCUUCUGUGCUUGCUGCCGUCCCAAAGAUCGUAUCUCCUGCAGGUGCCGGAUUGUCUGCCUCCGCGUCUCGAGGUACAAGGAAUUCUCUGCAGGCACCUUCUGCGAGCGGUGGCCGGGCUGCUAAGAUUGGCGGCUUCACAUUGCAACAGCACGUCCACCAGCAGCAGUUCGCCAGUGUGCUUGACUUGCAAAGCAGCGUGCACGCUGCAGACUUGGUUGUGCACAAGUUCUUGGAUCAGUUAAGGGUGCUUUGGCAUCUGUCGUGGGACUCUGCUUCGCAAUCGGCCGUUGUAGAUUGCAUACUCUCCUUGCGAAGGGAUCAUCAGGACUGCCAUCAACUUAAUGCCGUCAAGGCACUGCGCUGGCUGGCAAAGCUGCUUCGCCUUCAGGUGGAUAAUCUUUAUGAUGGCUUGUUCAAGCCGCUGGUGAACGUGGCAAGCUCGGGCAAGUUGCGUCGUGAGUCCUAUCCUCUGCCUUGGAGGUUGGUCAGCUUCUUUGAGCAGGCGCUGAUCUUCCGGACGUUGCCAGUGCCUGCCUUGCUCCUUGCUGGGGCUGCACUUUCUUGCAUUUUCGGGUCAUUGCGCUGGUCUGAUUCUCAGCACUUGCGCUGGGAUAGCAUCGUCUUCUCGGCAUCCUGUGUGCGCGCUCUUAUCUUCAGGACAAAGACCUCUCGGGCAGGGAUGCCGGUAGGCUUUCGCGUUGCCGGGGUUCACGGAGCUGAAGCCUCUGUCAUGCAGUCAUGGGUGGCUCAUUAUCUUGAGCUCUUGUCCGAUGCUUGGGAUGAGAUGAGGGCUGCUUUUGGUGACUUAGUUUGUCCUGAUUGCUUGUGGUUCUCUUGGGACAGUAAAUCGGCCACCUUCGCACCGCUUAGUUACGCCCAGUGCCUGCGCUUCUUGCGUGAGUCCGCUGUCGCGGCUGGCCUCUCGGAAGGUGUCCUCGAGGUCGCUUCGCUGACUUUGCAUUCGAUGAAGGUCUGCUUACUGUCGGCCAUGCUGAUCCUCAAUGUCGACCGGCCGGCUCGACUCGCGCAAGGACAUCACAAAGGGUCUAGCGCCGAAUUGUACGGCCGUGACGAUAUUUGGCCCGCACUGGGCGCGCAGGAUGUGGUUUUGGCUAAGGUGCAGGCAGGAUGGCUUCCACUGACGCCGCUGGCUCGUGGCGGACAGGUUCCGAUUCAGCAGCUCCCACUGCUAGAGUUGCAGAGUGUUCAGCCGUGUGCGUCUUCAGCCUCUUGCUUCCCGUUGCUGCCGGACUUCAGUGCUGCUCACGAUCCUGAGGCAGCCGCGGUGCCAAUGAUUGCAUCUCAGGUUGCAGCGGCCGACAUUUUGUCUGAGCCCACCCAGGCGCCUUCUCAGACGCAGGUUGCAGCCCAAGAUUUUGAUUCUUCCUCUUCCGACGGUGAUCCCGCAGACGUAGAGUCGUUGGGCGACGCGGAGGAGGUCUGUUUCCUUCGUGCGAAGUCGGGCAUCAUUCACAUUGCUUCUGCUGCUCCCUCAGGCACAGGCGUGUCCUGUGGGUCGCUCUGGCUUAAGCCCGCCUGUGGCAUGCUGUCUUCGGAGCUCGAGCUGGUUGGCUCAGUGCCAACGGGGGCUCUGCACGCAAACUUGGUGCGUCGUGAAGUUUUGUUUUGGCUGAGCGAUCUCGACCUGCGCGCGGAGGGAUUAGCUCUCUGGGGGGCGAUGGCAGCCUUCCCAGCUUUUGCGGCCGAUGCAGGCCUCGCACACAAGCAAUCAGAUGCGGGUGUACCGCUAGCCACAUUCUUCGCAUCAUUGCAGCCUGCGGGUUCCAUGUGGGUGCGGCCGGUGCCGGCUUCACUCACGGCCGGUUUGGGCGCUGAGCUCUGCCGUGCCCAGCUCACUGAAGGUCCCAGUUACGGCAUGCUUCCUAACAACGUUGUGGACUCACCGGUCUUCCGGGUACCCGAGUACGAGUUUUGCAGGUUUAUCCAUUUCGGGCACAUUGUGGCCCCGGGUGCUUUGCCGGUGGAUCCAGAUCCUUCGGUCUCGACGAUGGACUCCCUUCUUGCUUCGCAUAACAUACCCGAGGCGCUGCACUACCACUUUGCGGAUUUCACGCCAGAGAUCUUUGCUAAUGUGGCAACGGAUGCAGCGAGCCUGGAUCGCUUCCUGGCUAGUCUCGUGGAAAACGUGGGUGCUGAUCAGUUCGUUGUCGAGGCUAGGGUUCGAAUGCUCUGGAAAGCCUGCGCUUCUGUCAACAGCUCCUCUUCAAAGCAGGAAUCACCAGAGGAGCCCGCACAAGGCGGGAAAACCGAUUCGUGGGCAGACCCUUUCCCUGCCAAGCUCAGCGCCACUAUGUGGAAGGGCAUGCGCGAGGACUUCCUGUCCUCUUAUCCUUCGGAGCUUCUGUCGCUGGAGGAAACCCCGGGUUCCAGGUUGAUGGCACUCGUGUACAGGGGUGUUUCGGAUAAGUCUCUGAAGUGGCCACAGUGGAAGCACCGCUUGUCUGUGGCGCAAGAGCAGGCCCAUCAGCUGUCCAGACCGUCGAAAAUGCCUCGCUUGGAAAGCCUUCUUUUCGAUGAUGUACCGACUAAGGAGGUGCCACAUGUCCUCCAGUACGGCUAUGUUUCAGGCAUUUUGAACAUGCACGCCACGGCACUGGCCUUGUGCAAGGCUGCUCACCUGUCGGUCUUAAAACGUUAUGUGCAGUCGUUCUUGCGGUUGUGCUUCCCGCAGCUUGAAUCCGGUUUUCGAGGUCCCACGGUGAGCGAAGCCAUUACUGCAGAUGAAAAAGCAUGGCAGGCCAUCAACGAGCUUUACGCCUACCAUGAUUGGGAUUUAGGAGAUGCCGUGGCCGAGAUCAUUGAUGUACGCAUGACGCUCCAUGUGUACCUGCAGCCUCGCCUCGCUUCCGGUCCGCCGUUGCCCGCAGGGGUGCCGCAACCGUACGGGGGCCAAGGAAAGCGCCCUUUCCCAGGCAAGCAGGGAGGCCGAUCCAAAGGCAAAGGUUUUAUGGGCAAGGCUUUUGGAAAGGGCAAGCAGUCGCCGGCUUCGCGUGCCGAUACAGUCAAGGUCUCAGGUCAGGUGCUCACCAUCUGCCGUGAUUUUAACACCAAGGAAGGGUGCAAGCGUGCGGCGGUUGCGCCAGCCUGCACGGGCAGCGGUGGAGUUGAGGCGCUCCAUGUCCCAUCCCCGGGUUCUGCUGUAGGUGCCCAGUCAGCGUCUACCGCAGACAAUGUGGCCUUGGCCGCGGACAGUCCCGAUGCUCCUCUUCUGGACGGGUCGGCAGCGGCUGCACGCACUCUUCAGCCGGAUUAUGCUGGCUGCCUCCAGCACUUGCAAGAGCACUUUUCAUUUUCCAGGCAGAGCGUCCGCUCAUCAGUGGUCGGUGAGCGGGCGGGCUAUUUUAAUUUCGGGGCAAUGUUUGGGUCUGGUCAAGUCGGCCUCACACGUUUAACUCACGCCUUCAAGGUCAGCUGCAUUUUUCUGAAUCAUUUCUUGCUGUCGUGCUUCCCCGAAGGCGAGUGGACUUCCAUUUGUGUUGCACGCUCGGUGCAAACGAGGGUCCAUUCCGAUGCCGGCAACUUGCCUGGCUCCCGGAACUUCUCAGUCUCCCUCGGAGAUUUCACAGGCGGAGAGCUGUGGCUCUCGGGGUCUGGCUCAGUUCCUUCGCGUGACUCCUUUGGCAGAGUUCGGUACCGGCACACCGUGUGCACUCGGCAAGCGCCCUUUGCAUUCAACUGUGAGAUUCCUCACGCAACGAUGCCUUGGCAGGGUGGGCCCAGAUGGGCUAUAACAGGAUACUCCGUGCCAGGUGUUGAGCUUAUGUCUGCUGAGGCUCGCGGUCAGCUCGCCGAGCUUGGUUUUCCCUUGCCAGGCUCCCAGAAGUCGCCUGCCCUAGCACCUCAGGCCUCUUCGGCCAGCCAUCCUGUGGAGCUCCCGGCCCCGCCUCCUUUACCGCACGCCCCAGCCGCACUUUUCCUUGAUGUUUGCUCCGGGGCUGCAUGCCCUUUGUCAGCGGAAUUGGCGUCCCAAGGUGUGUGCUGCCUACCGGUGGAUAUCAUCCGUGAUCCUGAUUCUUGCAACCUCUUGGAUGAUGCGGUUUUUGACAACAUCUUACGCGUGGCCGGUAGUGGCCUGGUUCAACUUGCUCACGCUAGCCCGGCAUGUGCUGAGUUCAGUCGAAUCAAGUCGAAUGCCGAUGGAGGCCCAACUCCUAUCAGGUCGGCUGAAUUUCCGGAGGGCUUGCCUAAUUUGAGUGACUCUGAAAGAAAGCGCCUCGAUAGCAGCAAGCUCCUGCUUGUUCGCUGCGUCGCAAUCCUGGAUGCCGUCUACUCUGCAGGCGGCCACGUGAGUUUCGAACAGCCUCGAAACGCUCUUAGCUGGCUUACGCAUGAAGUGCAAGAGUUUUUAAAACGCAUUUCAGCAGAUUUGGUUGUGGUGCCAGCCUGCUCUGUGGGCGUCUCUGUGCACAAACACUGGCUUUUUGCAUCUUCUUGGCGCCCGCUGCAGUCGCUGGCCGCUGCCUGCAAUCACAGUUAUGCUGAACACGUUGAUGUGCGAGGCGCAAAGGAUUCAGAGGGCCACUGGCUCUCUCAAAGCACUGCAGUUUUCCCGCAACAACUUUGCCAACGAUUUGCCUCACUUGUACGGCCCUUGUUUUCCACAGGCUCUGUAGGCUCUCUAAUUUCUGUUCAGGAAGCCUUUACCAUGCUGCAGCCCAAAUCGCACAGCACAUUGCCGCGGGCUAAUCAAGACGGAGGUGGCAUCUCAUCGUUGCCUGAUUGGUCGUGCCCUCCGCCGGGCCAGCAGGACAAGCUGCAAGGCCUUAGGAAGGCCUGGUCAGACUGGUUGGCGGCCAAGCAUGUUCCCCUUCGACUACGCAAGCACGUGCUUGCCGGCUCCGAGGAGCCCCUGUUCACGCCUGCUGAAAUCACAGAGCUGCGGUCACUGGCGUCAGCAUGGUUCGCAUCGCAAGGUGUUCAGGGUGUAUCUUGGGAAAUUCCGGAAUUCCAACCUUAUGCCUUAGCUGCUCUUCAGCCCUUAGCGACAGUGCUGGAUGACCCCGACACUUCGCUCUGGCCCUGUUUGCUGGACGGCGUCCCCACCGGCAUUGAUGCUAACAUACCUAAGUCAAAUGUGUUCAUCCCAGUGCAACAUGAUCGGCAGGAGCUUGUUGAAAAUUUGCACAUUUGCACAGGUAGCUGGAAACAGGCAGAAGAGCAGCCGGAAUUGCUGGCAGAAUUGGUGCAGAAGGAGGAAAGUGAAGGCUGGAUUUUCUCGGUGCCGAACCUGGCCGCGGCUAAGGCUCGCUGGGGCGAUAGAGUUGCAAUCGGCAAAUGCAACAUUGUUGGGGGCGAUGCUGAGUCCGGCCUACAGGAUGUGAUGAAUAGUCUGAACAUGGGUCUUUUAGGCUUCGAGGCCGCCGGCCAGCUCUGGUUCUAUCGCGUAGCCCCCUUCGGGGGGACUUUCAGUGCCUUGUGGUUUCAACGGGUGUCCUCUUUCUUCACUCGAACAUUGCAUUUAUUGAUCUGGUUGCAACACGCCCUUUGGUCGUACGUAGACGACUAUUUCAUGGUCCAGCCGAGCUCCGUCAUUGAAUUGAUGGCCAGUCUGCUGCUGGCGUUCUGCGCCGCCUUCAAUAUACCCUUGUCGUGGGCCAAAUUGCAAUUAGGAUCCUCAAUCCGGUGGAUCGGGUGGCAGUUUAAUCUGCGUGCGCAAGUUUUCAGUGUACCACCUGAAAAAUUGCAAAAGUUGCUUGCCGCUUGCGUGGCGGUGGUCGAGCAUCGCUACACCACCAAAAAAGCACUUGAGUCCCUCAUAGGUCUUUUGCACUGGAUUCUGCACAUAGCUCCGGCCCUGAAACCCUGGUUGUCCUCCUUGUAUAACGAUUUGGCCAGGCCGCUAGGAACGAGUUUCAGCUUGAAUCCGGGCAUGUGGCAGUCCCUACCGGCCGCCCUGGACAGCUCGAUGCACUUCGUGAGCAGCCCAGCUGGCUCUGGCAUUCCGAUAGGGGGCAAACUCUUGUCCGCUAAGCAUGUGGAAUUGCAUCGGAAGUGUGAUCUCAAGCUUGUGCAGCCCUCAGGGAAAAGGAUCUGGCUUCGCAUCGCGGAUCCACGCACUGAGAAGCGCAGACUCAGUGCCGCCAGCACGGAGUUUGUGAAAUUCUGGAUGCGCUGGGCCAUUUGCACACCCCGCAUGCGUGCAUUGCGCCCACCUCUUGUGGCUGCCCCUUUCUUGAUAGCAGCCGAUGCCAUGGCAUCAGGCAACUGCAUCGGCAUCGGGGGUUUUGCACUUCUGGAAAAGGCGGGCCCGCUACUUUGGUUUUCCGAAAGCUUUGUGGUGCAAGACUUCCUUGAUUUGGGAUUGCAGAUGAAUUUGCAGGCUCAGCGUGACAUCACUUCGUACGAGGUCCUGGCACAACACGCGCUGCUAGUGCUUGUAUCUACAGUUCUGCCCACGGGGCGCAUUUGCAUUCAUUUGCCCACACUUAGCGACAACACCGGCUCG